Messenger RNA from Brettanomyces nanus, 783 nucleotides. RefSeq lists its product as uncharacterized. The transcript has a single exon. Gene Ontology annotation, molecular function: transcription coregulator activity. Gene Ontology annotation, cellular component: mediator complex; core mediator complex. The record is from RefSeq and is a predicted model, not a curated record. Gene Ontology annotation, biological process: regulation of transcription by RNA polymerase II. The coding region runs from base 1 to 783 and encodes 260 amino acids. NCBI's taxonomy places the organism in Eukaryota, Fungi, Ascomycota, Pichiomycetes, Pichiales, Pichiaceae.
AUGUCAGAUAAUCAAGAUGCCAUAGUCUCAUCAUUAUAUCCUCCACCUCCUCCUUAUAUAAGAUUCUUUACAAACGACAACGUAAAGAAGGUGAAGCAGCUUCUAGAGGAAGGAAAGAGCGACGAAGAGAUCUCGAAGAUCAAGAACCUCAAAUUUUUGAUUCCUCCACAACAACCGGAUAAACCUACAUACAGAUCAUUUGGGGAUGUUUGGCCUUUCGAGGAUCGGUUCAUUACAUUAAAAGAAUCGGGAGUACCUCAGUUAUAUGAGGGGGAAGAAAAAUCUGAGGGAGAAGCAGGAGACGAUAAGGACUACGAGGAAGAAGUGUUUACCCAAGAAAGAAUUGAAGAGCUCAAGAAAUUGACCAAAUCACUUCUGCUUAACUUCUUAGAACUCGUAGGAGUUUUAUCAAAGAACCCGAGUGCUACGUUUGAGAAAAUAGACAAUAUACGGAUAAUCUUGAUCAAUUUACACCAUUUGCUAAACAGUUAUAGACUCCAUCAAUCUCGAGAAUCGCUUAUAUUACGAAUUGAAGAAAGGCUUCGAAAGGAUCGAGAUGCCAUAGAAAAGAUCGAGACCACAUGCAAAAAUAUUGAGACUAAAAUCCGGAUGCUUGUUGACUCUGGAGAUCUACAAUUUGAUGGGAAAGAGGGAGAAGACAAGUCCGAAAGCAGUAAGGGAGCAGCAGACAGUGACUCUGAAACGUUAAUGACUGAUGAAAAGGCUAUGAAGAAGAUGAAGGCAGAUGCAGUGAGGGAAAUCACAAAGCUCUGCACAAACUAA